UUGUGUUUGGGUCUUGUUUGUUUACGCGUCUUAAAAUAAAGAAAAUGAGCGCAGAUAAUGAUAAGGAGGAUCUAAAACGUCCGGCUGAAGCAGCGGAAGAUGAACGCGAAGCGGAGAGUGAUGAAAAAGCUGAUGAUGAUGAGUGGAUAGGGCCAAUGCCUUCGGAGCAAAGCGCAGCGGUGCCGGCUAAGAAAAAGAAAGUACUGCCCUAUGAGCAUAUUUAUCUGGAGAAUCUGCCCAAUGCUGAGAGCUAUGAGCGCAGUUAUAUGCAUCGCGAUGUUAUCACACAUUUGGUUUGCACAAAAACUGAGUUUUUGAUAACUGCUAGCUUGGAUGGUCACAUAAAGUUUUGGAAGAAAAUGGAUCAAGGCGUUGAUUUCGUUAAGCAUUUUCGUAGCCAUCUGGUGCCCAUCAAGUCGCUGACCACUAAUGCGAGCGGCACGUUACUCUGCUCUGCCGCUACCGACCAAACAGCCAAAGUUUUUGACGUUGUUAACUUUGACAUGAUAAAUAUUAUCAGUCUGGGAUACACGCCGCUUUGUACUGAGUGGAUUAGCACACCAGGCGAUGCAGUGCAGGCGCUGGCCAUCACUGACUCUGAGAGCAAUUGUAUUCGUAUCUAUGAUGGCCAGAGCGGUGGUGAAGUUCUGCACACAUUGGACAAGUUACAUUCUGCGCCUGUCGUAGCAAUGUGUUUUAAUGUGGCCAUGGAAACAGUCAUUUCCAUUGAUCGCAAUGGCAUCUUGGAAUAUUGGCAAAAUUCCAAGCGUGAUUACAAGUUUCCACAACGCUUGGUUACCUUUGACUCAAAACUGGAUACAAGUCUGUUUGAGUUUGCCAAGAGCAAAACACAGGUUACUGGCUUGGCUGCCACGCCGGAUGGCAAACGUUUCGCUGCCAUUUCAACGGAUCGCAAAGUGCGCAUGUUUCAGUUUAAUACGGGCAAACUGCUGCGUGUCUUUGACGAGGCACUUGCCACUUAUACGCAACUCCAGCAGACGCCGCAUGCGCUACCUAACAUGGAGUUUGGUCGCAGAAUGGCCGCUGAACGCGAUUUAGAGAAAACUGCUCAGAAUAUAACACUUAAUAUAUUAUUCGAUAGCACUGGACACUUUCUGCUGUAUCCUACCAUGUUGGGCAUUAAGGUUAUCAAUGUGGCCACAAAUCGUUGCGCAGCUAUCUUAGGCAAGACAGAUAACAUUCGUCCACUGCAUAUAGCAUUGUUUCAGGGAAGGAUUAGGCGACAAAAGGCAGCUAUAACACUGGAGCAAGAGGCCAGUGAGAACCCAGCUCUACAAAAUUUACUCAUUGAUCCCACGGCCUUUUGCACAGCCUACAAAAAGAAUCGCUUCUAUUUAUAUAGUAGGCGUCUGCCCUCGGAUCUCCAGGACGUCGAUCGUGACAUAUUUAAUGAGAAACCCUCAAAGGAAGACAUUAUUGCAGUACCUGAAGCUCAAGAUGAAGUUACCCAACGCAUUUUUGAAAAUGUUGUUCUGCAUACCACUAAGGGUGAUAUUCACAUGAAACUAUUCUUCAAGGAAGUGCCUAAGACAGUGGAAAACUUUUGCGUGCAUGCGAAAAAUGGCUACUACAAUGGACACAUAUUCCAUCGGGUCAUCAAGGGCUUUAUGGUACAAACGGGUGAUCCUACGGGGACAGGUACCGGUGGCAAGUCUAUUUGGGGAAAUGACUUUAAGGAUGAGUUUGUGCCAAGUCUAAAGCACGAUCGGCCGUAUACAGUUAGCAUGGCGAAUGCAGGUCCUAACACAAACGGAAGUCAGUUCUUUAUAACAGUAUUGCCCACGCCUUGGCUAGACAACAAACAUACCGUCUUUGGUCGUGUAUAUCGUGGCAUGGAAGUCGUUCUGAAUAUCUGCAAUACUAAGGCAAAUCCAAAAACCGACAAACCGUAUGAUGACAUUAAAAUAAUCUCAAUUCAUUUGAGCAAUUAGAAAUAAGUUAUUUCUAGAAACUAAACAGAUUUUAAAUUGCUAAAUAAAGUGUUGCCAACUAUCAUUACAAACUGCAGCAAGCUAUCGAGCAAGUGCAGC
Messenger RNA from Drosophila busckii, 2051 nucleotides. Its product is annotated as peptidylprolyl isomerase domain and WD repeat-containing protein 1. The coding region runs from base 45 to 1952 and encodes 635 amino acids. NCBI's taxonomy places the organism in Eukaryota, Metazoa, Arthropoda, Insecta, Diptera, Drosophilidae. The transcript is spliced from 9 exons. Gene Ontology annotation, molecular function: protein binding; peptidyl-prolyl cis-trans isomerase activity. Gene Ontology annotation, biological process: protein peptidyl-prolyl isomerization. The record is from RefSeq and is a predicted model, not a curated record.